AUGCGCGCCCCACGUACACUCAGGGCGCUGCCGUCGCCGUCGACAUGUCUCCUGAGAACAUCACAUCAACGCCCCCAAUUUAGAUACCAGCAUCAAUUGAACAGGUUCGUGCAGAUGGAUCAUAAUGGGCAUAACGGGCGUCGCGGCCACCAGGCUGGGAAGCGACCGUUUUCGACAGGCAAGGGGGGAAGGAGGAAACAGGAGCAGGGCGAACCCUUCCACAGGAGGUUGGGGAGGGCAUUGAGGAAUACGAAAAUUAGAUGGUAUCCCAUACCUGCAGCACUGGGGAUUGGGUUCCUUGGUCUCGCCCAGCUGUACAAGGUUAAUGAGCGGCAGAAGAAGGCGAGGCGUGAGGAGGAGGAAGGCGAGAAACUAUACAGGAGGAAGAGGAUACGGCCUACUGGUCCUUGGCAAGUCCAAGUCAUGUCGACUCUCCCCCUUAAAGCGAUGUCACGCCUCUGGGGCCGCUUCAACGAGCUCGUCAUUCCCUACUAUCUCCGCGUACCCGGCUUUAAACUAUACUCCUGGAUCUUCGGCGUUAACCUCUCCGAAGUUUCCGAACCCGACCUACACGCCUAUCCCAACCUCGCGGCCUUCUUCUCACGCACCCUCCGCCCCGGCGUACGGCCCCUAGACCCCAACCCCUUCGCCCUUCUCUCACCCGCCGAUGGCCGCGUCCUCUCUUUCGGUCUUAUCGAUGGCGGUGAAGUGGAGCAAGUGAAGGGCAUGACCUACUCCCUUGACGCCCUCCUCGGGACCUCGCACCCAUCCUCAGCCCCCAACCUAUCCUCGCCCUCCCACCUCUUCGCCCGCGAGACCCCUGCGCACCCCCAUCACCACGUCGAAUCCGAGGCCCUCGUCAAGCGUGACGAGGAAUUCGCUAUCCUAAACGGCAUCCGCUACACCCUCCCCGGCCUCCUCUCUGGCUCCCCAUCAAGCCCGCACCCCCCACCAACCGACGCAUCGACACCCUCCCUCGCCCCCUCCGAAGAAGAAGUCUCCGACUCCCUCGCUGUCCCGUGGUACAACCCCCCUCGCCGCACCGCUCUCUACUACUGCGUCAUCUACCUCGCGCCGGGAGAUUAUCACAGAUUCCACUCCCCCACCGCAUGGGUAGCUGAGAAGCGCCGCCAUUUCGCGGGAGAGCUCUACUCCGUCUCGCCAUAUCUCCAGCGCACGCUCCCGGGGUUGUUCACACUCAAUGAGCGCGUCGCCCUUCUUGGUCGCUGGCGCCAUGGAUUCUUCAGCAUGACACCCGUUGGCGCCACGAACGUCGGUAGUAUCGUCAUCAACUUCGACGCCGAACUCCGCACUAACUCCCUGCUAUCGGAUAAAGCGGCGGACAAAUCGCCUAAUGGAUAUGCGGAGGCUACGUACGGGGCUUCCAGUCGCGUACUACAUGGGCGCGCGUUAGGGAGGGGAGAGGAGAUGGGUGGGUUUAGGUUGGGGAGUACGGUUGUACUAGUUUUUGAGGCGCCAGAGGGCGAGAUGGGGGAGAAAGAUGGGUGGGAUGGAGAGGGGCAGUGGAGAAAGGGAGGUUGGAAUUGGGGAGUCAGGAAUGGCCAGAGAGUUAAGGUUGGGGAGGCCCUGGGGUGGGUGGACGAGAAGGUAUAG
Pseudogymnoascus destructans is the source of this 1614-nucleotide messenger RNA. RefSeq names its product phosphatidylserine decarboxylase 1 (gene PSD1). Gene Ontology annotation, cellular component: mitochondrion. Gene Ontology annotation, molecular function: phosphatidylserine decarboxylase activity. The transcript has 3 exons. Bases 1 to 1614 code for a protein of 537 amino acids. The record is from RefSeq and is a predicted model, not a curated record. Gene Ontology annotation, biological process: phosphatidylethanolamine biosynthetic process. Lineage: Eukaryota; Fungi; Ascomycota; Leotiomycetes; Thelebolales; Thelebolaceae.